Molecule: messenger RNA, 2256 nt
Organism: Homo sapiens (human)
Lineage: Eukaryota; Metazoa; Chordata; Mammalia; Primates; Hominidae
Gene: PCED1A
Product: PC-esterase domain containing 1A
Exons: 7
Coding region: 744-2108 (454 amino acids)
Source: RefSeq, a predicted model, not a curated record
ACCACUGUGGGCAGCCUCACUUGGCUGCCGCCCCGAGACCCCAGCCCGUACCUGGGCUUCGCGCCCGCCAAGUGGGCCCAGCCCUGGCUCCUGCGCCCUGUGGCGGCCACCUCCAUCGCCUUGCUUUCCCUUCGGGCACUGGGGGUCGCUCAGGGCGGGACAUGGGUGAACGGAAGUGGAAGCUGUGAGCGUCGCAGCCCGAGGCGCCGAGGCCUGAGGCGCCGUCGGGGCCACAGCGACGCUCGCAUGGAGAGCGCUGGGCGCUGGGCUGUGCACCGACGGCUAACCUGGACCCACGGUCUCUGCGGGGCGGGAGCUUUGCAGAACCGACUGGCCGACUGGGGCGCGGGAACAUGAGGCUUGGCUAGGAGCCCGCUGCGGGCCAGGCGCGCGGUGCGCAGGCAUACCCGGGUCGCGGGUGAACACCGCGGAGCCCCGGGACUUGGUAAUUGGCGCGAGCGGGUGCGCGCAUGCGCGGGACGGCGGCGGGCACGUGGCGAGGCGCAGGGCGGCGCCGCGCGGGAAGCUCCCCAGUGCCCUGGAGGCCUGCUGGCUGGACGACCCCCUGCCUCUGGUACCAAGUGUGACCAAGGCUGGCGCCACCAUGGCUCUGCUGCCGUCACCUCCUCCCUUUAGCAUUGAGCAGCCCCGGAGGGGCUAGCCCUGAGGCUGACCUGCCCAGAGUCCCCACCAUCGCGCUGCUUAGUGGCCUCUCCCUGCAGCCUGUCGUUGCUGGUGGCGGCAUGGUCUUCUGUCUGUCGAGCGAGGAGCCGCGCCGCCCGCUGCGAAGCGACAUGGUCCACUUCCAGGCCUCGGAAGUCCAGCAGCUGCUACACAACAAGUUCGUGGUCAUCUUGGGGGACUCCAUUCAGAGGGCUGUGUACAAGGACCUGGUGCUCUUGCUCCAGAAAGACUCACUGCUCACAGCUGCCCAGCUGAAAGCCAAGGGGGAGCUGAGCUUUGAACAGGACCAGCUGGUGGCUGGGGGCCAGCUGGGCGAGCUGCACAACGGGACACAGUAUCGUGAGGUCCGCCAGUUCUGCUCGGGCUCUGGCCACCACCUUGUGCGCUUCUACUUCCUCACUCGUGUUUACUCCGAGUACCUUGAGGAUGUUCUGGAAGAGCUGACAUAUGGACCUGCCCCGGACCUGGUGAUCAUCAACUCCUGCCUCUGGGAUCUCUCCAGAUAUGGUCGCUGCUCAAUGGAGAGCUACCGGGAGAACCUGGAGCGGGUGUUUGUGCGCAUGGACCAAGUAUUGCCAGACUCCUGCCUGCUGGUGUGGAACAUGGCGAUGCCCCUCGGGGAACGUAUCACUGGGGGUUUCCUCCUGCCAGAGCUCCAGCCCCUGGCAGGCUCCCUGCGGCGGGAUGUGGUUGAAGGGAACUUCUACAGUGCUACGCUGGCCGGGGACCACUGCUUUGAUGUCCUAGACCUCCACUUUCACUUCCGGCAUGCAGUACAGCACCGUCAUCGGGAUGGUGUCCACUGGGACCAGCAUGCACACCGCCACCUCUCACACCUGCUUCUGACCCAUGUGGCUGACGCCUGGGGCGUGGAGCUGCCCAAGCGUGGCUAUCCCCCUGACCCGUGGAUUGAGGACUGGGCAGAGAUGAAUCAUCCAUUCCAGGGAAGCCAUAGGCAGACCCCAGACUUCGGGGAGCACCUGGCCUUGCUCCCACCCCCACCUUCUUCUUUGCCUCCUCCCAUGCCUUUUCCCUACCCGCUUCCUCAGCCCUCGCCACCUCCCCUCUUCCCACCCCUGCCCCAGGAUACCCCUUUUUUCCCAGGCCAGCCCUUCCCACCCCAUGAAUUCUUCAACUAUAAUCCAGUGGAGGACUUCUCGAUGCCACCCCACUUAGGAUGUGGCCCUGGAGUGAACUUUGUGCCUGGCCCUCUGCCACCUCCAAUCCCUGGCCCUAAUCCCCAUGGUCAGCACUGGGGCCCAGUGGUCCACCGGGGGAUGCCACGCUAUGUUCCUAACAGCCCCUACCAUGUGCGGAGAAUGGGGGGGCCCUGCAGGCAGCGGCUCAGACACUCAGAGAGACUGAUCCACACAUACAAACUGGACAGACGGCCUCCUGCCCAUUCGGGGACAUGGCCUGGGUAGACUGGAUCUUGGGCUGGGACUGGAUGUGCCAAUGGCCCUUCAGGGCCUGCCUGGCACCUCAGGUACUGGGCUAGGGUGUCUGCUAUGCCUGGUAUUGUUCUUGUCCAUUGCUGUCACCAAUAAAGGCAUGGAAGAACAGAGUGACAAA